AUGACCCAACAAAAGAAGACCAUUGCGGUCGUGAACGCCACGGGCCGACAGGCCGCCUCGCUCAUCCGCGUCGCCUCCGCUGUCGGACACUCUGUGCGCGCCCAAAUCCACUCCCUCAAAGGCAUCAUCGCCGAGGAGCUCGAGAGUCUCCCCAACGUCACCCUGUUCCAGGGUCCUCUGCUCGACAAUGUCCCCCUCAUGGACUCCCUCUUCGAGGGCGCCAACCUCGCCUUCAUCAAUACCACGUCGCAAUCGGGCGACGAAGUCGCGAUCGGCCGUGCGCUCGCCGAUGCCGCCAAGCGAGCCGGAACAAUUCAGCACUACAUCUACAGCAGCAUGCCAGAUCACUCCGUCCACGGACCUUGGCCUCCCGUGCCGCUAUGGGCCCCCAAAUUAAUGGUCGAGAAUUACAUCCGUCAGCUGGGCUUGCCUGCGACGUUCGUCUACACCGGCAUCUACAACAACAACUUCACAAGUCUACCGUAUCCGCUCUUCCAGAUGGAGCUGAUGCCGGACGGAAGUUUCGAGUGGCAUGCGCCGUUUGAUCCGGAUAUUCCGUUGCCGUGGUUGGAUGCGGAGCAUGAUGUUGGUCCGGCGUUGCUGCAGAUCUUCAAGGACGGGGUGAAAAAGUGGCACGGUCACCGAAUCGCCCUCACGUUUGAAACGCUCUCCCCCAACCAGGUCUGUGCGGCCUUCUCCCGCGCAUUGAACCGCCCUUGCAACUACGUCCGCGUGCCCAAGAUCGAAGUCAAAGUAAAUAUCCCGUCGGGAUAUCGGGAACAGUUGGAGGCCUUGGAAGAGGUGUUCGGCCGGUGCGACGCGCCUUACUUCCCGCAACCCGAAUUCUCCCGCCCUGCAGCAGGCUCCCCCAAAGGACUGGGACCGGCCAAUGGCAAGGGGGCUGGCGCGGGAAUGAUGCAGGGUCCCGGAGGUGUGAUAUCGCUUCGAGUCACCGACGAGGCUCGGCACCUAUGGCAAGGUUGGCGAGACAUGGAGGAGUACGCGCGGGAGGUUUUCCCCGUCGAAGAAGAGGCCAACGGAUUGGACUGGAUGCUGUAG
Messenger RNA from Aspergillus steynii IBT 23096, 1059 nucleotides. RefSeq names its product NmrA family NAD(P)-binding protein. Bases 1 to 1059 code for a protein of 352 amino acids. The record is from RefSeq and is a predicted model, not a curated record. NCBI's taxonomy places the organism in Eukaryota, Fungi, Ascomycota, Eurotiomycetes, Eurotiales, Aspergillaceae. The transcript is spliced from 2 exons.